UGGUGUUCCCGCCAUUUCUAAUGUUUUGCUCUUUUCCCAGUUUUGAGUUUUAAUACAUUUUUUAAAAGGUUUUUUGAAGAGUUUGGGAUUCCCUUCAUUUUCCGAUCCAGACUCGUUUUCGUCCUCUGUGCUCCACAGACCACCCCUGUGCUCACUUUCACUUUACUCAUUAUCGUAAUUCCAUAUUCCAUGUGAAUACUUUUUUGAUCCACAACCUGUUUUUGAGGACCUGAGAUCUAGAAAGAGGACAAUUUUUCGAAUUGAUAAAAAAGUUUCACAAACGUCCUCAUUAUGGUGUGUACAGAAGUACCUGAUGAUGCUGAGGAACAGGCAAGCAAGAAGAUCAAGACAGAAAUCCAGGCUAACAGUUCUGAAAAUUUCGAGGAAAAUUUCAAAAAUGAAGUGGUUGUUGGUGAAGCCCUGAAAACCCCAGCCAAGGCAAAGUCUGAAAGAUGUGUUCAAUGCAAACAGUUCCUGGACAAUGUACCACUUUACAAUGGACAUCCUAAUCAAUCUAAUGAAGAAUUUGUAGCAUUGACAAAUGAGAAGCUCUCUUUGUUCACAGGGACAGAAGAAAAUAUUCAUGAGAUUGAUGAAAUUCCAACACACCAGAUCACAUACUUUAGCGUUUAUGAUGAAAAAGGACACCUUUGUGCUUUGGAUUCCGGACUUAUCGAGAAAAAUAUCAGACUAUACUCCUCUGGAUACAUAAAACCCGUAUACGAAGAAAAUCCCAUUCCUGACGAUGGCGUCCCAGGAUAUGAUCUGGGACCUAUCAAUGAAUGGUGGACAGCUGGUUACGAUGGUGGAGAAAAGCUCUGUAUUGGUUUCACAACAGAAUAUGCCAACUAUUAUCUCAUGGACCCGUCAGCAGAGUAUCAACCCAUAUUCAAUAAGCUCAAGGAAAAAAUACAAUUGUCCAAGAUCGUUAUUGAGUUCCUUCUUGAUAAAGCUUGGGAAAACCCUAAUUAUGAGGAUUUGGUGCAGCAAGUACAGAGUUCUGGACAGUAUAGAGAUGUUGAAGAUAUUCUUUUGCAGAAUGCACAAUUCAUUUGUGAUCAGGUACUGAAUUAUGAUCAGGCAUCUCCUGAAGAUGAAAAGCCUUUUAUUUCUCUAUCCUGUAUGAGGUCCUUGGUGAAAAUAGCUGGAGUAACAUUCCAGAAACGUAAGAAAGUGAGAAAAACAGAACGCAAAGGCAUUGAGAUUAAGAAAGGGCCUAGUUGGAGCAAAGCUGUAACAACAAAACUGGUGGCGGAUGUUUUCAAAAAUUUUUUUCCAGAUCAACUCGAUAAAAGAGAAGAAACUAAAGGUCCCAAGAAAAAACGAUGUGGAGUUUGUGAGGCGUGUCAAUCACCAGAUUGUGGAGAAUGCAAUCAUUGUAAAGAUAUGUUGAAAUUUGGCGGAACUGGAAAAUCAAAACAAGCAUGCAAACAUAGAAGGUGUCCCAAUAUGGCAAUUUUGGAUGCUGAAUUAUCUGACAAUGAAGAGGAGACUGAUAAUACAAAAGAAGAACCAAAGAAAGAGAAACACAAACAGUUUUCAAAAAGAAUACUGCACAACGUCAAGUGGAAAGAAAAGUCUUCCAUGAAAUAUAAAGGAUAUGAAUGUUAUUCCUCGGCAGUCGUAGGUGAUAUAACUGUAAAGCCUGGAGACUAUGUGAUGCUCAAGUCGGAAAACCCCAAUGAGCCACUUUGCGUGACCCAAAUCAUUCACAUGUAUGAUCAGCUGCCCCAAAGAUUCAUGUUUCAUGGUCAUUUAUUUUGCCGUGGCACUGACACCGUCUUAGGAGAAACUGCCGAUCCCAGAGAGUUGUUUGUAGUGGACGAUUGUGAGGAUUUGCCGCUUGGAAGUAUUGUUCGAAAUGCAGAGGUGGAAUAUAGGAAAGUUCCUGAGAAUUGGUCAAGUGUUGGUGGGGACUUGAAUCUAGAAGAAACUAACGAAGAUGAUGGCAAAACGUUUUUUUACAGUAAAAGGUUCGACGAAAACAGAUUUGUUGAUGUUGAUUUCGAUGUCGAAAACUGGACUGGAGAAUGUUAUUCAUGCAGGCGAAAGUCUGAACAAAAAAAAUAUAAUGCACCCAUCUUUGCCGAAAAUCAUAUUGAAUGGAGAAAUGAGAAAUAUAAAGUUAACACUGCUGUUUUUCUUGAGCCUGAUGUCUAUGCUUUCUUGAAUUUCAAAGAAGAAGAAUCCACUGAGAUCAAACGAGUUGAUGAAAUAUUAUAUCCAGAAUUCUACAGGAAAAAAGCAGACAGUAUAAAAGGUUCAAAUAACGACACAUCAGAUCCGUUCACAAUAGGAGUAAUAGAAGAUUUAGUCAAGCAAAAAAACGAAAUGAAAAUCAAAGUCAGGAUAUUUUUCCGCCCGGAAAACACCAUCGGCUCUGUAGUUUCAGCGCAUACCAACGAUUUGAACCUCUUGUAUUAUACAAAUGAAGUGAUAUUGGUUUCAUUCGAUAGUAUUGUGGGGAAGUGUUAUUUAUCUUUCGGUGAUAAUUUGAAAUCGCCUAGUGACUGGUCCAAGGAAGGACCCUUCAGAUUCUAUUUCACAGAGUUAUAUAAUCCCAAAACUUAUGAAUAUGACGAAGUACCGAUGCGAGCAAAAAACAUUGGAUCAUUAGGAAAAGGCAAAGGUGGAAAAGGAAAAUCCAAAGUCAAGGUUGAGUUACCUGAAUUAGCCCCAGAAUGGGAGUCUCUUGACCGACCUCUUAGGUGUAUGGAUGUUUUUGCUGGUUGCGGAGGAUUAUCAGAAGGAUUUCAUCAAGCGGGCAUAGCGGAACCAAAAUGGGCAAUCGAGAAAGAAAUCACGGCUGCCAACGCAUACAGAUUGAACAACCCGGAUUGCAAAGUCUUCUCGGACGACUGCAACAAUAUAUUGAGGACCGUACUCAGCGGCGAAGGCAAACAGAAGGGACUACCUGGCAAGGGGGACGUGGAAUUGCUGGUGGGCGGACCCCCGUGCCAAGGCUUCUCUGGCAUGAAUAGGUUCAACGCUGGGCAGUAUUCCCUUUUCAAAAACUCCCUCGUUGUUUCUUUUCUCAGCUACUGUGAAUACUAUAGGCCAAAAUAUUUCGUCCUGGAGAAUGUGAGAAACUUUGUGUCAUUCAAGAGAAGCAUGGUAUUGAAAUUGACCCUGCGUUGUCUGCUGGCUAUGGGAUACCAGGUCACUUUUGGAGUAUUACAAGCCGGUCACUACGGUGUUCCACAAACUAGAAGAAGAUUGAUCAUCAUGGCUGCUGCCCCUGGUUUUAUUCUACCGAAGUAUCCCGAACCCCUUCAUGUUUUCAACAAAAGGGGGUGCCAGCUUUCCUUCACUGUUGACGGCUGGCGAUAUUUCAACGGUUGUGAAUGGAAGGAAUCUGCACCGUACAGAACGAUUUGCGUGAGAGACGCAAUGUCCGAUCUGCCAGACAUAAAAAAUGGCUGGAACAAAACGGAAAUGCCCUACGGCGGGGACGCAGUGUCCCAUUUCCAGAAGAUGAUGAGAGGAAGCGAUCAGAAGGAGCUGGUCCACGAUCACAUAUGCAAGGAGAUGUCUGCGUUGGUCGAGGCUAGAAUGUCCCACAUACCUGUCCAUCCGGGUUCGGACUGGAGAGAUUUGCCAAAUAUAUCCGUCAAGCUGAAUGACGGAACGUCUAGCUUCAUAUUGAGAUAUCCAUACUGUACUAAGAAACAGAAAAAUAACGAGCCUCCUAGAGGGGUAUGUCAGUGCUCCACGGGUAGUCCCUGUGAUCCCGCAGACAAGCAAAUGAAUACAUUGAUUCCUUGGUGUUUACCGCAUACUGCUGACCGGCACAACCAUUGGGCAGGAUUGUACGGCCGACUAGAAUGGAACGGGUAUUUCGGUACAACCAUUACCAACCCUGAACCUAUGGGAAAACAAGGAAGAGUUUUACAUCCGGAUCAGAAUAGGGUUGUCAGUGUUAGAGAAUGCGCCCGUUCUCAGGGGUUCCCAGACAAGUACAAGUUUUUCGGAAACAUUUUGGAUAAACAUCGACAGGUAGGGAAUGCCGUACCGCCUCCGUUGGGGGCUGCCGUUGGUAGGGAAAUACGAAAAGCAUUAGUGCAAACUUUUAAUAUUAGAAAUAAAUGAAUUUUAAUUAUGUUUUUAUAAGUAUUGUUUUUAAUUCAAUGUUAACGAGUGCCUUGUAGUUUAUUGUGAUAUUGUUUCCAUAUCUUACAUCUGCUUUGGCAGCAAAAUCCAAAAAGUAUCAGGGCAAACUUCAAUGUUUUGUUUAUUUUGUAGUUAAUUGUUUUUUUAUCUGAUGUUAGGUACUAUGUUCAAAGUGCCUUGUAAUGUUGUGAUCUCAAUAAAAAUUAUUCUUUAUUUCUUA
Molecule: messenger RNA, 4330 nt
Organism: Phaedon cochleariae (mustard beetle)
Lineage: Eukaryota; Metazoa; Arthropoda; Insecta; Coleoptera; Chrysomelidae
Source: the annotation of a GenBank genome assembly